AUUGCUUCUACUGGUGUCCACCACCAACUUCCGGACAGAGCUGACCAAAGUGGCUCACAGCGUCGUGGCUGAGUACGUCACAGGAACACACAAGGGGGCACUACAUACCAAAGUCAAGAGGGAGCUGUGUCGUGGCCUGUACAAACUGAUGGGUGUGUCGGACAAGUACCGUCUGGCUGCCCUCAACGCGUCGCUGACCCCUGGGGUUAAGGACACCUUCCGUCUGCUUCAUCAAGAGUACAAGAAAUACCAUCAGUACCGUGGUAUGGUGUGACAUAUACACACACUAUCAUUAAUGUGGUGUUAUGCGACGUAUACCACCACUAGCAUAUUGUGUGCAUGACUUAUACAGUCAAGCUCGGAUAUAACAGGAUAGACGGGACAAGCAGGGGCGAAGGCUGACUUGUUUGACAGGGUAAUCAAAGUGAAACUG
Aplysia californica (California sea hare) is the source of this 433-nucleotide messenger RNA. RefSeq names its product unhealthy ribosome biogenesis protein 2 homolog. Gene Ontology annotation, biological process: ribosome biogenesis. The record is from RefSeq and is a predicted model, not a curated record. Lineage: Eukaryota; Metazoa; Mollusca; Gastropoda; Aplysiida; Aplysiidae. Gene Ontology annotation, cellular component: nucleolus.